AUGUCUCAUAUUGAUCGUUACACCUUCAAUGAAGAUCUUUUCCCAGUCAAGAAUCACUGCCGUAUACUCAAUGAAGAUGUUCGAAAAGAAGUAAUAAAAUAUCUCGAUGAAGAACAGAAUUUCUUCAAGAAGAAAAAUCUUUCUAAAAUUAUUGUUGAGAAGAAUAAAAUUGUUUAUGCAAUCAACAGUGACCCUAAUAAGCACAGACAUAUCGCUAUUAUUGCUCAAGCUUCAAAGAUCCUUCAUGAUAAUAUAUUGGGUGCAAAAUUAUUUUUCAUGCUCAUGCAUGCAGAAAUCAAUGAUCCAAACAUCGAAACAUAUGAAGAUGUCGUACAAAUUCUUAACAUCGAAAAGUCCGUAAACAUUCAUCCUUUUUUAACUUUCAAAUAUUAUUACUGCGGAAAAUUUUUUUCAUCAGCACUUGAAAACAUAAUAAAUCAUUUCUUUGACAAUCGCCAAUACGAUAUAACAUUUGAAUCCAAUCGUAUCACAUCUGGUUAUUUUUUCAACAUUUAUGUCGAUAGCUUCUUUGGAUUUUAUUCUUCGGUCAGAUCUCAUAUACUAGGUAUUCGUUUGCCAAAUACAGAUGAUUCAGAAGUUCAAUUUACAGAAUGA
Trichomonas vaginalis G3 is the source of this 615-nucleotide messenger RNA. RefSeq lists its product as uncharacterized. The record is from RefSeq and is a predicted model, not a curated record. Lineage: Eukaryota; Parabasalia; Trichomonadida; Trichomonadidae. The transcript has a single exon. The coding region runs from base 1 to 615 and encodes 204 amino acids.